Molecule: messenger RNA, 729 nt
Organism: Ambispora leptoticha
Lineage: Eukaryota; Fungi; Glomeromycota; Glomeromycetes; Archaeosporales; Ambisporaceae
Source: the annotation of a GenBank genome assembly
AUGGCAGAUGCACUCAAAGCUAGGCUCGAAAAACUAGCUGAACUACGAAAAUUAAAAGAUGAGGCAAUUCAAGAAAAUCGUAAAGAGCUUUACGCUGAACAUCAACGCUCAAAAACAAAUCCUAGAGAAGAGACAAAACGAGAACGAAAACGAAAUGAAGCUGAAAAAUUAUUAGCACGACAAGAAGCCGAAAAAAAAGGUGAAGAUUGGCAACGAAAAAAUUUCUGGGACAUUUCAAUAGAGGACGCGGAGAAAUGGGAGGAAAAGCAAGAGAAAAAAGCUAGCCGUGCAAACACUGGGUUCACCGACUAUAAUCAAGUAGCACAAAAGAAAUAUGAGCGACUCAUUAAUGAGUUCAAACCGAAUUUAACUGCUUAUAAGGAACAGAAAGCUGCGGCUUUGGCGUCUGCUUCGUUAGUCACCACCGAAGAUGGGAAAAACGUUGCGUCAGUUGACGUGGAAGGUAACUUCUUUCGUGACGCGAAUUCUCUCUCAUAUGCCACGGUGGAUCAGACGCCAAGUCGUGAAGCAGUUGACCGGGUUGUUCAGGACGUACAUAAACAAAUUAUCCAACGUGAGAAUUAUUCUCGGAAACGUGCUGCAAGGGAUGAUGACGAUAUUACUUAUAUUAACGAACGUAAUAGGCGAUUCAAUGAAAAGAUUUCACGAUUUUAUGAUGCAUAUACAAGAGAAAUCAGAGAAAAUUUCGAACGUGGCACCGCUUUAUGA